Messenger RNA from Adineta ricciae, 2082 nucleotides. NCBI's taxonomy places the organism in Eukaryota, Metazoa, Rotifera, Eurotatoria, Adinetida, Adinetidae. The record is from the annotation of a GenBank genome assembly.
AUGAACAACAAUCCUGCUAGAGAAUCAUUUGGUAAUAAAGAUUCACUCAAUGACAGUGAACAAGACGACCCACCAAUGGCAACUGCUUCUCACGAGAAGACCAUCAUCGACAUAACAUCUAGUCCAACAAGCUCAGAUGUGAUGUCUAACGAUAAAAUCUCAAAUGACAAUGGUCGCCGUAACAACACGGACAAUGUUCAUGCAACACCAUCAACAAUAAAUAUGCAAGCACGUUCUUCUCGAGUGGAUACUAUUACUGAUAUGAAUGCUCCUUUUGUGGAUAUGACAGAUAGUAUGGACCAGAAUUAUUAUCAACUAUUAGAAGAGUUGGAAGCGGAAUCGAAUGCUUGUUAUGCAAAUGAGUAUAAAGAGAAAGAAUGCAGUUCUAUGGUUGUCCAUAAUGAUACCGCCCUGGAACAACAAUGCAGCGGUUUCCAUAAGGUUUCUGACGAACAACUCGAUAAAGAAACUGAACAACUACUAUGCCGAUUAAUUGUCAGUCAACGGCCAGGGAAUGAUGAAUCGGCUGAGCAUUUUUUCAAACAAUUGAAUUUGACACCAUUCAGUACGAUAGAUAUGAUAGCAGAUGUUUCUCCAAAUGGCACUUCUGUUAUCACCGAUAACACGAGUGUGGAUUUUGUCCCACGAUCACUUUCGCUUAGGUCAUCACCAUCAUCAUUAUCAACAACAACAACAACAACAACAACAACAACAACAGCAGCAGCAGCAGCAACAGGAACAGGAACACAACGUCCAUAUCCACCAAUAAAUCAAACAGGCCUUGUCGACGAUCAUGAUCGUCCCUUUGCUGAUUACGGCCAUCUGGAUCGGCAAACUAUUGCACAAGAAUUUCAUUUUAACUUACGAUCACCAUCACCAACCAUCGAUAGACAAAAACCAUUUCGGUUGCAUACAAGAUCUCUUGCUAUUACAUCAUGGACAAACGUUUCAAAAGAACUUGUUAUGGAUGAAAUCAAAGAUGAAUUUGAUAUUGCAAAUAUUCAAUAUAUUUGUGUUGCCGAAGAAAUAGGUCGACGAAAUCAUCAACCACAUUUACAUAUACAGAUUAUCUUCAAAAAUAAAAUCGACAAGAAAACACGCUUUCUCGAUUCAAUCACUCGAACACAUUGUAAUUACCAGGUGACAAGAAAUGAUCGAGCUUGGAAUGAAUAUAUUAAGAAAGAAGGCAAUUAUAUUGAAUUCAAUACAUUUCAAUCAACAACAAAACUUAAAGCAAAACAAUGGCCACCCACAACAGUAGCCAUGUCAUCGUCAGCAGUGCCAGCACCAGCACCAGCACCAGUCACAAUCGCACGUAACACGACCGCUCGAGGACAGGCAGAAUUGCGACGUCAAUAUGAAAAUGAUGUCGCACGAGAAGCAUUGACACUAGCAAAGACAAGCAUUGAUUCUGCAAUGGAUUUUCUUCAAGAGAAAAUGCCAAAACGAUUUUUGGAACAUUCUGUCUGGUAUUUAAGUACAUUCAAGUAUGUCUCUUUCCGAGUACAACGUGCUCGUGAUGAACAACGUCAUAAUCAUCGAGAACAUACCUGGCCCGAUUCAUUUCCCGAUUGUACACCUGCGCUACGUGAAGUUGUCACACGUUGGCUCAAUGAAGAAUUUAUAAAAACAUCACGAGCGAAAUGUUUGAUUUUAAUUGGAGGAACUGGCACUGGCAAAACGUCUUUUGCCAAAUCAUUACCUGGCCAAAAUAAUUAUUUUCAAGGACGUUGGCGAUUAGAUACUUGGAAAGAUUCGGCUCGUUAUCUCAUCUUUGAUGAUAUUCCAUGGGAUAAAUUUGAGCAAUUAGGUUUUCCUCCGAAAAAAGCCUUACUAACACAGAAUGGCACAACAAUCGUGACAGAUAAAUAUAAGCCUUGCAUAGAAAUCAAUAUUCAACAACCAGCUAUUGUUCUUCUCAAUGCUGAGGACGCUGGCUCAUUAAUUGCUGAAGCAAGAAAUACUGAAGACCAAGAAUUCGUUGGAUACUGGCAGCAUCGUGCAAUCAUCUAUCAAUUAGGUCCAGAUGAAUAUUUUCACCGGCCAGACCACGAUGGAAACGAUUCUCCCAUAGACGACUAA